GCACUAGGACAUCCUUAUUUUAGAGUGCAGUUUUUUAGCAAAACAUCUCGGUUGUUUUGGAUAUUUGGAUUCUAUCUUUAUUUAGGUGUAUUUGUAAUAAACUAAUGCGUAAAAUAUACAUUUAAAAAUAGAUAUUCUCACAUUAGUGACUGUGAACUGCAACCUGUGGUUUGAUUUGUGAAUGUGGUAAUCAGAAAUGCUGAUAAGAUUUAAUCAACUGUUUUCAAAAACUUUCAAAGUUUGUGUUAUUGUGACGUGCAAAGCUAAAUAAUCGCGAAAUAUAACAGAAAUCUGUGUAAAGUGCAGUGCUUCACAUCGUAGAUUGGAUUGGAUAUCAAUAUAUCAAGUACACUUCCAAGUACCAUGUCGGUGCCGUGAGCGAUGUCGGCAGCCCCUGCCGUCGUGCAGGCUGGAGAACCCCCCGUGGUCCAGCCUCAGGCGCCUCCGAGCGACCCCGCCCCCCGCACCGCGCCGCCCCGCCACACCAUACACUGGUUCCGCAAGGGACUGCGGCUACACGACAACCCCGCCUUCAGGGAGGGCCUGCAAGACGCCGUGACGUUUAGAUGCGUGUUUAUUAUCGACCCCUGGUUCGCCAGCUCUUCCAAUGUCGGGAUUAAUAAGUGGAGAUUCCUCCUACAAUGCCUCGAAGACCUGGACGCGAGUCUCAAGAAGAUCAACUCCCGCCUGUUUGUCGUGCGCGGGCAACCGGCGGACGCGCUGCCCAAGCUGUUCAAGGAGUGGGGCACCACCGCGCUGACCUUCGAGGAGGACCCCGAGCCGUACGGCCGCGUGCGCGACCACAACAUCACGGCCAAGUGCCGCGAGGUCGGCAUCACCGUCAUAUCGAGGGUCUCGCACACCCUGUAUAAGUUAGACAAAAUAAUCGAGCGCAAUGGUGGCAAAGCGCCGCUCACGUACCACCAGUUCCAAGCUCUCAUCGCGAGCAUGCCGCCGCCGCCGCCCGCCGAGCUGGCCGUGGGCCCCGCCGGCCUCCACGGUGCCACCACGCCUGUGUCUGAAGACCACGAUGAGAGGUUCGGAGUGCCCACCCUCGAGGAACUCGGCUUCGAAGUGGAGAACCUGAAGCCCCCCGUAUGGGUAGGCGGCGAGAGCGAGGCGCUGGCGCGGCUGGAGCGGCACCUUGAGAGGAAGGCGUGGGUGGCGUCGUUCGGCCGGCCCAAGAUGACGCCGCAGUCGCUGCUGGCUAGCCAGACUGGGUUGUCGCCGUAUUUGAGGUUCGGCUGCCUCUCCACGCGUCUAUUCUACUACCAGCUCACCGAACUAUACAAGCGAGUGAAGCGCGUGCGGCCGCCGCUGUCGCUGCACGGGCAGAUCCUGUGGCGGGAGUUCUUCUACUGCGCCGCCACCAGGAACCCCAACUUCGACCGCAUGGAGGGCAACCCCAUAUGUGUGCAGAUCCCCUGGGAGAAGAACCAGGAGGCGCUCGCUAAGUGGGCCAAUGGUCAGACGGGGUACCCGUGGAUCGACGCGAUCAUGGUCCAGCUGCGCGAGGAGGGCUGGAUCCACCACCUGGCGCGCCACGCCGUCGCCUGCUUCCUCACGCGCGGCGACCUCUGGAUCUCCUGGGAGGACGGCAUGAAGGUGUUUGACGAGCUCCUGCUAGACGCUGAUUGGUCGGUGAACGCGGGCAUGUGGAUGUGGCUGUCCUGCUCGUCGUUCUUCCAGCAGUUCUUCCACUGCUACUGCCCCGUGCGCUUCGGCAGGAAGACUGACCCGAAUGGGGACUUUAUCAGACGCUACAUCCCAGUCCUCAAGAACAUCCCGACCCGCUACAUCCACGAGCCGUGGGCGGCGCCGGACGAGGUGCAGCAGGCGGCGCGCUGCGUGGUGGGCCGCGACUACCCGCUGCCCAUGGUGGACCACGGCAAGGCGUCCAGCAUCAACAUCGAGCGCAUCAAGCAGGUGUACGCGCAGCUCGCCAAGUACAAGCCGCAGAGUAACUUGAACCCUCAGACGGUUCAGCGGCCGAACUCGAUGCAGAUGUCGCCGAGCCCCACGUCCAUCAUCACCAGCAUCAACCAGUCCAACUUCCUGUGCAGCCAGACGCCCGAGCCCGCCACAGACAACUUCAGCGCCACAGACCAGACGGAACUCAACGACAAAAACAACCAGACCAUAGACAUCAACUCCACAGACAAGCAAGACAACUACGACUUGAAGAACUUGACCAUCAUGAACAACGACCUGCAGCAAGAGUUCAACAACACCAACGAAAUGUAUCUCCAAACUCAACAGUUUAUUAACAAAAUCAUCCGGAGCGACCUCUACGAUCAGCAACAACAGCCUGUCAAGCUCAACUAUAAUGAAGAGAAAGGGCAAUUCUUCUUGCCCGCUUACAAUGGAAAUGAUGAGUUAUGUCUAAAUCCGUCUAAUUUUGAAACGCCGUCAUACACCGAUUUGCAGCCGUGCAAUCAGCAGAAUGGUACGGAAGAAAGUACCUCCAACAAAGAAGGCCAAGGUGGGGGCGCGGCGACUGAGAAGAAGGAUUCGUAUUCUAGUAUUAAUAAGACUAACCCUGUAGAUCAAAAUAUAACCACUAAGUAAUAGAUUUAACCUUACCUUAACCACGUAAGGAAUAUAUUUAGUUUAAUAGUUUUAAAUUGUAUGUAAUAAUCUCAUUCAGAUUGUGUACACUUUGUUGUAAUAAAUGUUAAUAUAUAAGUU
Messenger RNA from Plutella xylostella (diamondback moth), 2688 nucleotides. It is a transcript of the gene cry2, whose product is annotated as cryptochrome 2. The record is from RefSeq and is a predicted model, not a curated record. NCBI's taxonomy places the organism in Eukaryota, Metazoa, Arthropoda, Insecta, Lepidoptera, Plutellidae. Gene Ontology annotation, cellular component: cytoplasm; nucleus. Gene Ontology annotation, molecular function: DNA binding; FAD binding. Gene Ontology annotation, biological process: negative regulation of DNA-templated transcription; entrainment of circadian clock by photoperiod; circadian regulation of gene expression.